AUGGCAUCCGAAAACGGGGACGUGGAUGAAAAUAAUGAUGAAAAUAUAUUAUACGAUCUUUCUGUGCAAGCAGAAUGGCUGUUCGAAAAUGAAACUUUUGUAAGAAUGAUUAUUUGUCUUGAUGCUUCUGUAUUAUUUCCUCGGCCUACUACUGAGAGGCUCAUUGUAAAUUUUUUGACUGUUUUGUUAUUGUUUUACAGCACAGCUACACCAUGUAUUUUACCUCAAAAUCUCAUCAAAUUAGUCAACAGUCAACUCAACUGGCACUUUGCUGUUAGCAGUGAUGGACGAUUUAUUGCAGUUCUCCAAGACAAUUGUAUUGAGAUAAGAUCUGCUCGAGAUGAAUUUGAGUUGUUAGGUAAAGGUGGUAUACCUUUAGACCUGAAUCCACAAUGGAGGUGUGUAACAUGGAGUAAUGAUGAUACGAUGAUAGCUUGUUCUAGAAGUAAUGGUACUGUUGAUGUUUUUGAUAUUGUUGGCACACAUCUAUUUACCAUUCCUGGUGAUGUGAGUUCAUCUGAUACUAUAGGAUUAGACUAUAGUAUGUCUGUAGCAGCACUGAUCUUUAUAACUCAUAUUAGUAAAGAGAAAGAGGUGAUAGAAUUAUUGGUGGUCAACUAUCAUGGUAGUUUAAAAAGUUAUAUAGUUGAUAUUGAUAAUGGCUAUACAUUUAAUCAUGCCUUUGUAUUCUCUCAAUAUUACCCUGUUGGAGUGAGUUCUAUAGUCUACAAUACAAAACAUCAGUUAUUGAUAUUAGGUGGUCUAGGACUGCCUCAAGAUGAAAGUUCAUCACAAGCUAUUGUUGGUGGCAUCACUUGCUGGAGAAGACUUUCGGAUGUACCACAUUAUAAAAUGGUGACUGAUUUAAGUGAAGAUUUGUAUCAGGUACUUUUUAUCUUUUUACGGGAGAAUUGGGGAUUAUGUUAUGAUAUCAUUAGCUGCUACCAAUGUUUCGCCAAAAUUUUGGAUGGUAUUUAUAAGUUAUGUUUAUCACCUAAAGGAGAUAUAUUGGCGGCUGUUCAUUUUUCGGGUAAAUUAUCAUUUUGGGAUGUACCAUCUUUUCGACCACGACAAUCAUGGCACCAUGAAGAGCAGCCCUAUAUAGAUGAAAUCAAUACUAAAGAAGAAAGUAUCAAUAGACAGAAGAGAAAAGUUAUGAAAGAAUUGGUACCACAUAAACAAUUGUUAGAUAUAAAUUUCUGGUCUGAUAAGGCUGUGAUACUGGCACGAUGUACUGGAGCAUUAACUAUAUCAUCAGUUGAAACAUUAGAGAAUUUACUAGGAACAUUACCAGAAUGGUUUUCACCUUGUCUCAAACUGUCCCAAACAUUGGAGGGAGAAUUUCUCAUUUUGGAGUGUGAAUAUAAACUACCAUCAAGAAGUAUACUUGAUACAUCUACUGAUCAAUAUGAAGAUUCUGAUGAAGAAGACGUUACCAUGGUAACCAAGGCCACCAGAUAUACCAAACAAGCUUUGUAUUAUUUAACUGAUAGUGAAAGAUUCUCACCUCCCAGAAAAAAGCCAAUUCAUGUAUCAAAGACAUACAAACUCAUUUCUUUCAAAUCCACUACCCCGGAAGAACUUUAUGCCAGAAAGAUUGACAGUGAAGAAUAUGGUGAAGCUCUAGUAUUAGCUAAGACAUAUGGAUUAGAUUGUGAUUUAGUUUAUCAAAGAAGAUGGAGGAAAUCACCAGUGUCUGUAGCCUCUAUACAAGAUUAUUUGAGUAAAAUUGGUAAGAGAUCUUGGGUUCUACAUGAAUGUUUAGAGAGAGUACCAGAUAAUAUUGAUGCUAUGAGAGAAUUAUUAAACUAUGGUUUAUGUGGAACUGAUUUACCAGCUUUGAUAGUUAUUGGUAAAGGAGAAGAUGGGGGCAGGUUUAUAUUAUGUGAUCCUGAUGAAGGUUUAUAUGAAGAUAUGUCAUUUGAUGAGUUUGAUCCAAGUGCAGAAGAAGAAAGAGAAUUAAGAAAACAGCAGAGAAGCAAUGAACUAUUAAGUCAGAUUGAUAUGAAAAAUUUAACUCUGGAACAGAAAGAAUUGUGUCGAGCUAGAUUAAGGUUUCUACAGUAUCUAGAUAGAUUAAGAACAUAUGAGUGUAUAUUGGGAGGACCCUCAGUGGCGCCUCAAAGAUUUGACUCAGAGUUCUUCAAAGAGUUCAGAUCACAGAACAUUGUGGAAGUAGCUACAGAAUAUGCUAGGAAUGGUGAUUAUGAAGCUUUACAUUCAUUGUUUACGUUUCAUAGUGAAGACAUUCUACAUCAUAGGCUGGCUAUUUUAUCAAAUUUUCCUGAAACAAUGGCACCAUCAGAUUAUCAAUCUCUGCUUCCAAUUAUCAGGAAAGAUGGUAGUAUAGAGGAAUGGGUAACAGAUACAUGGAGAAACAUAGAUUGGGUUGAAGAAGAUGAAUUUAGGUUAGCAGUUUAUCCAAAUCCUGUUGAUUUAGGAACAUUUCUUUAUGAAGAAAAUCCUAAUCUUAAAUCAUUUAGGGUAGAACAGUUGUCCAGUGAAUUAUUAACACAGUGGUAUCAAUACAGAGCAUGUGAAAUAGAAAGAUUAUCCAGACAGGUUGAUAAUAGUGUUGAAUUAGUUAAAAUAGGUGUAAAGCAUGGAAUACAGGAUUUAGAAGAUUUGUUAGAUGAUAUGUUUACUAUGGAAAUGUUGGUAUAUGAAUGUAAUAUAUCAGAUAAUUUAUCCUUUGAUAAAAUACAGAAUAUGUCAGAUUAUGACAAGUUAAAACUUAUAUUCUCAAAGUCAUCAGUUGAAAUGUAUACCAAGAAUGUCAGAAGAUGGGUUGUGCCAUAUUUGAAACAAUGUGAACGCCAUAGAGCAGGUUCAUACAGUCAGCUAUUAAAACAAUAUAUUAUAGAAGAAGCUGUGAAUGAUUUAUCAUUGAUAGUAAAAAUCUUUCAAACUUCUUUACCACAUGAAUCUUUCCCUGUAAUUCCAACACAAGUUGAAUUAAUGAGCUGGGCAUUAGAAUCUAUAUAUUCUUGUCAACGUGAUGAUCAGUUACAAGAAGCAUUAGAUAUAUUUCAAUGUUUACCAGCUAAAACUACAAAUGAUAGUUCACCUGAAAUUAAGAAACUUCAUAAAGAAAUAGACAAAUUAGAGAGACAACUUCGAGUUGUUAAAUUGUUAAAGAAUCAUGGUAUAAAGAAACCAGUUUGUUUUAUUAAACAGACUCAAGAUGAUUAUGAAGAAGCUAAAUCAUUGAUAACGAAGCUGACAAGAUUAUCAUCUAAUCAAGUACCAUAUUUAAAAGGUAGUGAAUGGAUGAGGUUAUAUGAUGAUAUUAUUGAAAUACAAGAUAAAGUCUAUAGGUGUCUACCACAAAGUGAAUGUCAAGAGAUAUUUGUAGAAAGUUUACUAUGUUCUAGUAGACUAGAUAAUAUAAAACUAGCUGGUGAAUUAAUAGAACAAUAUAAUGAUGAUAAUAGAACUACUAAUAGAGUUCAAUAUAAACAAGCUAUACAGUUAACUUUAUCUGCUGCUAGAGAAUAUUUCAACUCCUCUACAAAUCUUAUGGAUUCUUGUAUGGAACUUGCCAGAUCAUGUCUCUCAUUAAUAACUGAUACUCCAGCUAUCAUUCAACAAGAAUUAGAUUUAAUUGCUUCCUUAGCCUUAUUAGAUGAUUUUGGUGUUGGUGUCUUACCACUUCAAGUACGGUUACAUUCUGAUAGAUUAACAUUAGUUAAAGAGGCAGCCAAUACCAGACCUAAUGCUUAUAAACAGUCAGAAAAGCUAUUGAAACUAGGACAUUUAUUAAGAGUUGAUUGUGAAGAUAAAAAUGAUCGAGAUGGUAAAAUAUUACUAAUAAUAGCUAAUGCUGCUAUCAAGAAUAAAGAUUUUACAGUAGCCUAUGAACUGUGUCAAAGAUUAUUAUUGUUGAAUUAUGGUCCAGGUUGGACAGCGUUAGUUGAUUUAGCUGAAGUUAAAGAAUUUACUAACAUCAAUGCCAAAAUUGAAUUGUUAUCAUAUGCAGUAGCUUAUUGUACACCAGAUAUGAUAGAACGUAUACUACAAGCUAGAUCUCUACUUGAAAGACAGAUAUUAUAUGAGAAAAUAAAUGGUACAAUAGAUCACAGCAGUGGAGAUAAUAAUCACCAUGAAAGCACAGAAGGCAAGAGGUUAUCUCCCUUUACUGCCCAGACGGCCAUUUUACAAGCCAAUCAAAUCUUGUCUUCUACAAGUAAAACAACAAAGGCUGUUUUGUCGUCUGUAACUGAUAAAAAAUGGUGGCAGGGUGCCAUAAAGACUUUAAAACAUCCUACAUCCAGACAGAAAAGUAUGGAAGAAAAAUACGAUGAUAAAAACGUGAAAAUGACUAAGUUGGGUUGUCAUCCAUUUUAUCAUACAGUUCUUCCUGAAGCCUAUUGUUCAUCAACAUACAUUGACUAUAGUAAUGGUGAAUUUGAAAUAAAUAGAGAUAUAGAAAUGAGUGAGACUAUACUACGUACAGCUAAAUUAGAAGAAAUUUUAACUGAGAACUCACAGCCUGUUAAUGAAGUGUUGUUGAAGUUAGCUGAAUCUGUAUUACCAUGUGAUACAUCGUUAGGUUUAGCAUAUCUCCUAGCUUUACCUCAUGUAAUGGAAUCAUCCAAGUGCUUUGAAGAAUUUCCUAGUACAGCUAUCUCUCUUCAACUAGCUGUUUAUUACUAUGCCUUACAAGUUUAUAGUCAUAUCAAACCCAAUACUGACCCUCAUCAAUAUAGUCUAUACCAGCAUGAUCCUAAUAUUAUCAUAGAGAAAGUCUUAACAUAUAUUAUGACCAGUAAGAAAUCAGCUUGGCCUAAAGAGAUAGAAGAAUUGAUACCCAAAUUGAAGAAUUACAGUGAAAUGUUAGAAGAUUAUAACCAAGCUAAAAUACUGAAGAAUCUUGGAAAAGGUGUGGAUGUUGUAAGGUUUACUGAUGAUCAAGAUUAUAAACAAGAAACAAUACUUGGUUUAGCUAUGAGUAUAGAAGAUGAUGUUUAUAAUAUCAGUAAAACUCUAGCUAAAAGAUAUGAUGUCUCUAUGUGGGAAGUGUAUAUGACUCAUUUAGAAUUUCUAUUUACUGACAGUGGAUUGAAAACAGAAGAACUUAAACAACAAGUACAGAAGAAAGAAUUGAUAAAAGAAUUAAGUACUAAUAUGGAAGAGUUUUGUAAGAGAAUGUACCAAUAUGUUUAUCCUAGUAUUGAUGGUACCGAUAACCAACGCUUACAGUACUAUUUCUUCUUAUUGAAUAACCAUCAAACAGCUGUUUUACGUGAUUUAUCACCAGAGGCUCAUAUGAAAUUAAUCAACAAAAUUAAAAUGCCUAAUUUAGACUAUAAAGAAUUGAUAAGUGAGAAGAAUGAUCCGCUAGAUAUUAUUGAACCAUUACUUUCUAAUGAAACUAUUAAUACAUUUGCUAGAUAUGCCUCAAGUAUACCAGCUGGGAAUGGUCAGUUUUUGGAUCCCAGCGUAAUCUAUAGAAUAUGGGCUGUGAAAUUAUUCUGGCAAGGUGAUUCCAAAACAACAUCUUCAAAAGCUAAGGUAAAUUGGAUAGAAAGAUAUGAAGCCUGUAAGAAAACUGUACAAGGAAUGCUACCUGAAGAUUUUCAACAGUUUAUAGAUGAAAUUGUCUUUUCUAAACCAUCUAGAGAAAGGCUUAGUUUAGAGAAUCGUAAAGCUAUAAUAGAAAGAGCUAUUAAAUUCUGUAAACAACCUACCAAAUUAAAAGACAAAUAUAAUUUAUAUUACUAUUUUAGUUCUGUAACAUGGGAAGAUGUAUUAUCAAAUCUACAAUAUAGAUUAUUACAUCUAGAUAAUCUAUCUAAUGAUGUAUUACGAUCAUUCAGUCAAGUUGAAGACCCUGUCUAUAUACAGUAUGCUGAGAUGUAUGAUUUAUCUGCUGGAAGACAAGACAAGUUAGAGAAGUUGUAUAUUAAGAUGAUGUUAGAUGGACAGACACCUGAUUUAGUCGAUGAUGUUUUACAAAUAUCACCUUUACCAGAGUUUACAGUUCAAACAGCUCUUCAAGAUUCUAUACAUUUACUAGAAGAUAAGAUAAGGGGAGAAGAUGUUUUAAAUAUAAAACAAGAUGACUGUUUAAAUUCAUUAGAAAUGAUUGUUACUAAUGUAAAAGAACAUGAAGAGAGUGGUGGGGAGUUGGUCAAAUCUGAAGAUAUUAUGGUAUUACUACGGCCAUUUUGUUCAGAUUCUACUGUUGGUGUUCAACCUAGAUUAGAUGUUUUGAAUAUUUUAGGAAAGAGUUUUGAUUUGAGUGAUGAAGAUAGUGUGUUAUUAAAUCUCUACAGAACUCAAGCUGUUUUAUCACAAGCCUCGACACAAAUACAGAUAACAGAAGAAGAUAUUAAGAAUGAAGAUAAUCGUAUUAAAUUAUUUAAUAAAAUAUUACAAGACAGUACUACAGCACCCCAAUAUACCACUAUUUGUCAACUACUCAAACUGUGGCCGACAAAAAUCAAAUAUGAAUUACAAGAUAAAGAAAGUAGUUUAUGGGUAAAGAUAUUUGAAGUUAUUAGUGAAGAUAUAUUAUGUAGUGGUUUGAUUGUAACAGUCGUAGAAGAUAUCUGUGAAAAUAAUGUUCCUCUUAAUCUAGAGUGUACCAGAUAUAUAUUUGAUAAGCUAGUUGAGAACACUAGAGGUAUAGAAGGUGUUAAACUAUUAUUACUAUCUCAACAUACAGACUUGUAUCAUCACGCUGUAGAGAUUUUAAAUCAUCAUAAACAGUGUACAGUAGAUAUUGAGCUUUUCAACCUUCUACUAAAACAUCAUCUAGUUUCUUCAUUGGUCUCAUCAAUCUACUAUCCUCUAUUACUGGAUGUUCUUAUUGAUGCUCAAUGUAGUCCAGAUCUACCAGAUCAUCUCAAACCUGAUGUGGUUGCUCAAGAAUUAAAAGCUAAAGGUUAUGAGGCUGAAGCAGGAAGUCUGCUGCUACGGGCAAGAUCUAGUCAUCCUAUUUUACAGACAUUUAGUUCUGCUUUUGGUGUGGUUGGUAAAUGGUUAAAAUCUUGAUUGUUUUGAAGAUGUUAUAAAGGGCUGAAACAAUUUAUAGCAGACGGACACUUCAGUUGAAUUUUCUUUGGAACAAAUUUUUUUUUCAAAUAAAUGAUAUUUGUGUCACUUUUGCCAACUUUAUAGAUGUAUGUAUUUUACUUUCAAAAUCAACUUUAGCCUAUAUCUUUUAAAAUUUUACGCGAUCACAUGAAACACCAGUGCCAACGGUUUUGAUCAAGGACCAUCUUCUUAAAAGAAUGGUCGGAACCUGAACUGAUAACUUUCUAAUUUAUUAAUGUGCUUUUCUACCUUGAUCAAGAGAAAAUGUAACCCGUGUCUGUACAGAAUUCAGACAAUUUACAUAUCAUGUGUAUAUCUAUCAUUAGAUUAACUGUUUCAGCCCUUGUGUUAUAUCUUGUUUAAUUAUUUUCAGAAGUCCUGUUAUAAAAUAAAUAAUUUA
This is a messenger RNA of Lottia gigantea (owl limpet), 7441 nucleotides long. RefSeq lists its product as hypothetical. The record is from RefSeq and is a predicted model, not a curated record. Gene Ontology annotation, biological process: retrograde vesicle-mediated transport, Golgi to endoplasmic reticulum. Gene Ontology annotation, molecular function: SNARE binding. Gene Ontology annotation, cellular component: endoplasmic reticulum membrane; Dsl1/NZR complex. Bases 1 to 6999 code for a protein of 2332 amino acids. NCBI's taxonomy places the organism in Eukaryota, Metazoa, Mollusca, Gastropoda, Lottiidae. The transcript is spliced from 56 exons.